Messenger RNA from Spirodela intermedia, 96 nucleotides. The record is from the annotation of a GenBank genome assembly. Lineage: Eukaryota; Viridiplantae; Streptophyta; Magnoliopsida; Alismatales; Araceae.
AUGAAGUUCUUGUUCCAGUGCCCGUGCUGCUCCUGCUUCUGCUUCAUGAGGGGCAAGCUGAAGAAGCCCAAGAAGAAGGCCGCCGAGGGAGACUGA